AAACCCUGUUCUAUAAUCAGCCUAUCUCGUCAUAUCGAAAGUGAAACUGUGAGGUACAGAGGACAUUUUGGACAAAGGACGUUCAGCUGCCUCACGUCAGGACAGAUUCUGGAAACAAGAAGAAAAGCGUUUUUCUGACGUCAAACUGCAGAAAUGAGGAAAAAGAGGAAGUUGAGUGAAAGCGCUGAGGCCUCCAGCUCUGAGUCUUCAAUCAGUUCACAGACGACAACAGAUGGGUCCCAGGGUCCCAGUGGAGUCUCCUGGAAGAGUGAUGCAUCCAUGCACGUACCACCUAACAUAGGAGAUGAGAGUCCUGAACGUUCACAGACGACAACAGAUGGGUCCCAGGUUCCCAGUGGAGUCUCCUGGAAGAGUGAUAGAUCCAUGCACGUACCACCUAACAUAGGAGAUGAGAGUCCUAAACGUUCACACACGACAACCGAUGGGUCCCAGGGUCCCAGUGGAGUCUCCUGGAAGAGUGAUGCAUCCAUGCACGUACCACCUAACAUAGGAGAUGAGAGUCCUGAACGUUCACACACGACAACAGAUGGGUCCCAGGGUCCCGGUGGAGUCUCCUGGAAGAGUGAUGCAUCCAUGCACGUACCACCUAACAUAGGAGAUGAGAGUCCUGAACGUUCACAGACGACAACAGAUGGGUCCCAGGUUCCCAGUGGAGUCUCCUGGAAGAGUGAUACAUCCAUGCACGUACCACCUAACAUAGGAGAUGAGAGUCCUGAACGCCAGAUGACUGGGGAACCACCCAGCCGGUCAUGCAAACAGUGUCUCACGUCAGACUGGGAUGAGUCGGACUCCCCCUGUCCGACGUGUGGAACGAAACGCCAAAAACUAUCUCAAAACCAUAGAGAUGAUACCGGGGUCCACCAUCUCUUGAAAGCAAAACAUGUUUUUAAAGAAGAAAUGCGAAAAAAAUUUACCUUCACAUCUGAAGGUACUGGUGACGGUCGGGUUUCUUUGGACAACAUCUACACAGAACUCUACAUCACCGCUGGAGAGAGCGGAGGGCAACAAGCAGAGCAUGAGUUCAGUCAGCUGGAACGUAAAUUGAAAAUGCCUUCAUUGUCGAAACAUACAGUGAACCUCAAGGAUAUAUUCAGACCUUCGUCUGGCCAAGAGAAAACCCAAAGAAUAGUCCUGACGAACGGCAUUCCAGGGAUCGGAAAGACUUUUUCUGUGCAGAAAUUCAUCUACGACUGGGCCAAGGGAGAUACAAACACAGACAUUGAUUUUGUUUUCUAUUUUGCUUUCCGAGAGCUGAAUUUGAGUACAGGUGAGAAAAGCUUGCACAAGCUCCUGACCGACUUCCACCCUGUUCUCUGUGAUUUGGAAAGUCCAGAGCUUUAUGCCAAAACCAAGGUUGUAGUGAUCCUGGACGGCCUGGAUGAAAGCAGACUCAAACUGGACUUUGAGAACAUUGAGAGGCAAACAUCUCUGAGUGAAGAAACAUCUCUGGGUAAUCUCCUAGUAAACCUGAUCCAGGGUAACCUUCUCCCGGAUGCUAAAGUCUGGAUAACUUCUCGUCCAGCAGCAGCCAGUCAGAUCCCAGCAGAGUAUGUCGACAUGGUGACAGAGAUAAGAGGGUUCUAUGAUAAACAAAAAACUGAAUAUUUCAUGCGGAGAUUUAGUCAUGACUUGGAUCUUGCUGAGAGGAUCACUUCACAUAUCCAUUCUUCACAACAUCUCCACAUUAUGUGCAAGAUACCAAUCUUCUGCUGGAUUUCUGCCAUAUUAUUCCAGGAAGUUUUUGCUGAAGACAGGAAAGCUGAAAUUCCUCAAACUCUGACAGAGAUGAUGGCACAUUACCUGUUUACUCUGACAAAACGUAGAAACAGAAAAAUGUACAAGAAGCCUCAGGAAAACUUUCUGAUAACACAGAGAGAAUUUCUUUUGAAACUUGGCAAGCUUGCGUUUGAUCAUCUGCAGAAGAACAGCCUCAUUUUCUACGAGGAAGACCUGGAAGCCUAUGGCAUUGACAUAAAAGAAGCAUCUAUCCACUCUGGAUUUUGCACCACAGUUCUUAGGGAGGAAGAUGUCUUUUCCCACAGAAAGGUUUUCUUCUUUGUUCAUCUGACCAUUCAGGAGUUCUUUGCAGCUCUCUACGUUUAUGACUGUUUCAUGAACAAGAAAACGACAGAGCUCAACGACUUCCUGAAACUGAAGGACAAAGAACCAACUUUACUUGAGCUUCUGAAAGUCACAGUUGAGAUAGUGUUGGAGAAGAAGAAUGACCACCUGGUCUACUUCUUACGAUUCCUCCUGGGCCUCCUGGUUGAAUCUAAUGGGAGAGUCCUUCAGGGUCUCAUAACAUGGCCGGACCCAAGCCAAGAUACCGAUAAGAAAAUAUUAACUUACCUGAAAUCCCUCCGGAGAAAGACCAUCUCUCCAGAAGGUAGCAUCAACCUCUUCAGGGCCAUGAUUGAAAUGAGAGACCAGAAAGUCAAAGAAGAGAUUGAGGAAUAUUUGAAGAUAGAAGAUGGUUCAAAACCAGAGCUGACUCCCCUGCACUGCUCGGCACUGGCCUACAUGCUGCAGAUAUCGAAGAAUGAUCUGGAUUUGUUGGACUUGAAGAGUUACAACACAUCCAAUGAGGGCAGAAAGAGGCUGAUACCAGCAGUGAGGAGCAGCAAAAAGGCCAUACUCGCAUCCUGCAAAUUGACGACAGAGUUGGUUGAACGUGUGGGCUUUGGUCUCACGUUUCCCUGGUCACCUCUGAGAGAUCUGGACCUGAGCAACAAUGACCUGCAAGAUUCAGGAGUAGAGCUGCUCUGUGCUGGUCUGAGGAGUCAGAACUGCAAACUGAAAACACUGAGAUUGUCAGGUUGUCUGGUGACAAAGACUGGAUGUGAGUUUCUGGCCUUGGCUCUAGAGUCCAACCCCUCCCAUCUGAAAGAGCUGGACCUGAGCUACAAUGAUCCAGGAGAGUCAGGAAUCAACCUUCUCUCUGAGCUGAAACAAGAUUCAAAAUACAACCUCAGCAUUCUCAUUGCUGAUCAUUGUGGAAGUCACCGGAUGAUACCAGGAUUCAAGAAAUAUGCCUGCGAGCUCACGUUGGACCCCAACACAGCUCAUAAGAACCUCUGCCUGUCUGAAGAGAACAGGAAGGUGACCUGGGGGGAAGAGAAGCAGUCAUAUCGCCGUCACCCAGAGAGGUUUGAUCAGUGCCCACAAGUGCUGUGUGAGCAGAGUCUGGAUGGGUGCUGCUACUGGGAGGUUGAAGUGACGGAGCCCUUCAACAUUGGGGUAACAUACAAACCCACUCGCAGGAGCGGGGAUGUGGACGAUUGCAAACUGGGAUGCAACGACAAGUCUUGGAGUCUGAUUGGCUCCGAUGAGGGUUGUUACACUCUGCACUGCAGCCAGAGAGUCAAUGUAUCCUCCCUCUGCCGGCGCUCCAGUCGGGUGGGAGUGUAUCUGGAUUGGCCGGCUGGAAGUCUGUCCUUCUACAGAGUUCUCUCCAGCAAUCGGGUUCACCUCCAUACCUUCAGAACGACGUUCAGUGAGCCCCUCUAUCCCGCUGUCGAACUUCGCACUCAUUCUUCUGCAUUAUUUUGUUAGCCACUGUGAUUAAGCUCUGACUUUGCUCAUGUGCAAACAAAGUGUGUAGGUUAGUGCUCUGUCAACACUAUUAAACUUUUCCCACUACGUUUGGGCCUCUUGUCUAAACAGCGUUUUACGUGUGUCUUAAACUGAGAUUUUUUACAAAUGCCUUCCAAAGUACAGAUUUUCCAAAAUGGUUGGGGCAUGCUCAUUGUUGGUUUGUUUGUGUCAUAGGUUUAAUUACAAGUUAGCAGCUAUAUUUAGCAUCACGGCACCACAUUACCAUUGAUUCACAGGCAUCUGCCUCGCUCAAUGUUACUCUGAUCACAGCUUUCUUAUCUAGUUUCUGACAGAUCGUCAAAAUUGUACUUAGUUGAUUCUUGUUGUUGUGGUUUUGUACCCUCAUGGGUGAAUCCACUUAUUGUAAGUCACUCUGGCUAAAAGCUUCAGCUAAAUGUAAUGUAAUGUAAAGAGCAUUAAUGUCGACCUGAUCGCCACCUACUGGCCCAGAGGCUUGUUUGAGCAUUUGUAUUGUAAGUAUACUGAUAUUUGCAAAUUAGUGGGGUGAGGAUUCUGUAUAACUACUGAAAUGUGUAUCUUGUUUCUGUUUUGUAUUUUAUAACCUGUAGUUAUAUAAUAUCUUAUUCUUAAAAAGCCACAUUUUUUUUACUUCUCGUGGUUUAUAUGGACUAUGUAUUUUUCUUUGUACUGCGAGUGGCUUUAAUUGUGCAGUUUGUAUCAUUUUAGUGAAGAAGGUUUAAUAAACAUUCAAUAU
This is a messenger RNA of Hippoglossus stenolepis (Pacific halibut), 4330 nucleotides long. Its product is annotated as NLR family CARD domain-containing protein 3-like. The transcript has 13 exons. Bases 154 to 3573 code for a protein of 1139 amino acids. Gene Ontology annotation, molecular function: protein binding. The record is from RefSeq and is a predicted model, not a curated record. NCBI's taxonomy places the organism in Eukaryota, Metazoa, Chordata, Actinopteri, Pleuronectiformes, Pleuronectidae.